This is a messenger RNA of Pundamilia nyererei, 5023 nucleotides long. It is a transcript of the gene phactr4b, whose product is annotated as phosphatase and actin regulator 4b. Gene Ontology annotation, biological process: actin cytoskeleton organization; neural crest cell migration. Gene Ontology annotation, molecular function: actin binding. The coding region runs from base 881 to 3523 and encodes 880 amino acids. The transcript is spliced from 14 exons. The record is from RefSeq and is a predicted model, not a curated record. NCBI's taxonomy places the organism in Eukaryota, Metazoa, Chordata, Actinopteri, Cichliformes, Cichlidae.
UGGACUAUGUUAUUGAAUAUGAGGGGAAGAGGCUGCCUUUGUUCUCUGGGAGGAAACGGCACUCCACCCUGAUUCUGUGACUGCGUUUCCAGCCCCCCCCAUCCCAGCCCGCCACAUUAUGUCUGUACUUUUUCUCUCUUUGUAGCCCUUUUUUUACCCUCUACUCCAAUUCCAAAACGCACAGUCACACUCAGCUAUAGUGUCACAACAUGCCAGACCUCUUCACACUACAGCUGAAACAAUGGCAUGUUGGAGAGUUUUUCUCUGUAUCUGUGAAGAAUAAUUUGGAGUGGAUCUACAAGCUUUCUUGAACGUGACAGCUGAUUUGGGUCUUCUGUACUUGUUUCUUUUUUGAGGACUUUUUUUUUGUACUAGUGGAUUGGCACCUUUUAUAAUCGAGCUUCACUGGCUAACGGAAAAGACCGCUGAGGAUAUGGUCAGUCGUAGCUUUCAAAUAGAUGCCUGCUGCAUGGGCUGAGUCCUCUGCCAUCGUCAUCUCUGCAGUGCUUUGGAGUGUGCAGGCCUGGCACAGCCAGCUCUUAUCCUGCUUCACUGGCUUCAUCUGAGCCACUGUGGCAGAGGCGUCUCUGACAGAACGGUCUGCUGUGUGUGAGAACCUCAGUUCUGGAUCGCGGAGAAGCUGCCUUAAGCAAUGCUUAAUCUGGAUGUUAUGGCAGCUGGUCUGAGUCCUCAGAUUUCUACCUCGCAGAGAUAAGCUGGAUUUCCACAGCGUGGACAUGUCUCUCGACUCCGGACUCUCUGCUGUAGUUUCCGUCAACUCUCUGCAACUUGGUCUCCUGCGUUUUCGUCAUCUGUGAUUUGAUGCUGGCAUAUACACAGGACAGUAGAUUUUUGGUUGCUGAAUGCUCCUUGCGUCCUCAUGGCGUGCUGUUUUAAGUCCCACCACCAUGCAAGCUGGACACUUAGCACUCCUCUUCAAGAUGAUGAAGCUGAGCAGCACCACAGCACAAUGGUGGGAGAGGGAGGCAGCACCGGGGACAGCACCCCUCCCCCGAAGCGCAAGGGCAAGUUCUCGACCCUUGGCAAGAUCUUCAAGCCGUGGAAGUGGAGGAAGAAAAAAAGCAGCGAGAAGUUCAAAGAAACUUCUGAAGAACUAGAGAGGCAGAUGUCGACAAGGCGCACCCGACAGGAGCUUAUAGAACAGGGGGUGCUGAAGGAGGUCCCGGACAGUGAUGGAGAAGCACAAAAUGUGAAGCAGUCGUAUGUAAAGAAUGGCCAUACUCUGCCUGUUGGAGGAGGAGGAGUCAUCAGCGGUGUCAGGAGCCCAUGCAACCAGGGCCAACUCCCCUCAGAUUCAGAUUUUAGGAUGAACCCUGCAUGGCUCGCCCAGCCAGAUGACCGAAGGGGCCGUUGUUCUCCCUCAGAUGGAGACCGCCGUGGAGCUUUGGGCUCCAGGGGAACAGGACUGCAUGACGAUGGACGGAGAAGCGCAGGGAUUGGGGCACGGGCGCAAGGGGAGGGCGAGUGGAAGUCUAAUAUGGCCUGGCAGGGCCACAUUCACGGACAAAUGGAAGAGAGCAGACAUGGUGGCAGGCUUCACCCUGACGACGGGCAAAAGAGGCCAGGACUGCAGAAGGCCCCAUCCGAGGACGGCAGGAGGAGUCGGCCUGCAGAAGGAGACUGGAAGCCUACACUCCCUCGGCAUGCAUCUGCUGAGGAGGGGAGGGCCCGGAGAGAAUCAGACAGCCAUUUUGCUCCUGACCUGGACACCCUACGUGAACCUCUGCCACCCAAACAGGUGAUCAUGCCUCCAAAAUGGCUGGUGAGCUCCACCCCUGAACCUGGCAGCGAGUGUCCACCUCGAACUCCAUCCAACCACCCCACGAGCCAGUUCUCUUCUCCGUCGGGUGUGACGUCCAAACCUGUUCGAUCGGUGUCUUCUGCGUGUUCCAACACUCAGCAGUCUUCGGCCGCUGCCCUUACCCCCACUUCUCAGCCCGCCAAGCAGCCCCCUCUGCCUCCACCCAAGCCUGUGAACAGGGGCAACGCGGCCAUGCUGGUCUCCGCCCUGCAGGGGGGAGAAAACGCUCAGCUUCCACUCUACUGGUCCUGCUGGAAGCGAGAGUGCGACUAUGAUGUCUACCUGUCCCUGCCUGUCUACCUGUGCCGGCGGGCUGGAGGCCUGCGCUCAGGUGACUUCACCCAAGCAACAGGGGGUGCUAGCCUUGUUCCGGCCAAACCCUCUCCUCCGAUGCCUCCUAAGAGGACCACCCCAGUCACCAAACGCAACACAGAGGACUCUGCUUCAAGCCAUCCCAUCAUCCCCUCACCACUUUCUCUGGAGGAACACAGCAGCCUCCCCUUGGGCUUCCAGCUGCCUCCCCCUCCUCCGUCCCCUCCCCUGCCGACUCACAUACCACCUUCUCCACCCCGCCAACACAUACAGACCCACCACCUCCACCAUCAGCACUCCUACCCCCAUCCGCUCCCCCAACCCAUACCAAUGCUUUUCGACCCACCGAGCCCGACCAAUGAGUCUCCCCAGCGCCCGGCUCCCGUACCGCUGCACAUCAUGAUCCAGCGAGCCCUGUCCAGUCCCGGCCCGGCUCAGCCACAUCCAGAUGGGUCGCAGCGGGCACACACACUGCUUUUCGAAACACCUCUAGAGUACCAAGGAGGAGGUCGCCCUCUGCCUGUCAGCAUUCAACCACUAAAACUAUCUGAGGAUGACUACUCAGAGGAAGAAGAAGAGGAAGAAGAUGAUGAGGAAGAGGAGGAGUAUGAUGGGGAGAUUCCACAGCCAGAGCUGGAGCCAAGGAGUCGCCGGUGCUUGGUCGGUGACGCUGGCAUUUGUGUGAUCCCACGGGGAAACGGCAAUGACGACGACGAGGAAGAAGAUGAGGAGGAUGAGGAAGGCGAACACGACAUGCACGGGGAGGACAGUGAUUCAGAUGGUCCUGUGCCUCAUAAAGAUGAAGACUCAGAUGAAGAUGAGGAGGAUGAGCCCCCGAUGAGCGCACUGGCCAGCAGGGUGAAGAGAAAGGACACCCUGGCUCUGAAGCUGAGCAGCCGUCCCUCUGCUCCCGACAGGGAUAGGUUUACGCAGGAGAGAAGCAGCCGAGAUGACCACCCUCCAGGACAGACCGGCCUCACCUGGCAGAGCAGAGAGCAGUGGGAAGCCAUUCGCACACAAAUCGGCACUGCACUCACGAGGCGACUAAGUCAGAGACCCACUGCUGAGGAACUCGAGCAAAGAAACAUCCUCCAGCCUAAAAAUCAGGCUGACAGACAAGCCGAAGUUCGAGAGAUCAAGCGACGGCUGACCAGAAAGCUGAGUCAAAGACCCACGGUUGCAGAACUACAGGCAAGAAAAAUCUUGCGAUUCCACGAGUAUGUGGAAGUCACAGAUGCCCAGGACUACGAUAGAAGAGCAGACAAGCCGUGGACUAAGCUCACUCCUGCCGACAAGGCGGCCAUCCGGAAGGAGCUCAAUGAUUAUAAGAGCACUGAAAUGGAGGUUCAUGAAGAGAGCAGAAUUUACACAAGGUUCCAUCGGCCUUAACAUCCCUGCUUCCGGAUAAAGAAGCACUUAAGAUCUCCGGCAAAGAAGCAGCUGCUCCCAAUGCAGACAGAUCGCCCUUUUGCGCCUCUUGAAUGUACUGUUAUCAGGGAAAGCCUGGAACCGACUCCACACGAGAAUGCUUCUUGCUUGUCCUCCAUCGCCCUCUCACUACAUUGCUUUCACUGAACCGAGGUGUUGGUGGGUGGAGACCAGAUGCAGUAUUUCUCCCGGACGGCAGGGGGAACCACGUGCCAAUAAAGUGGAGAAGUGGCAAAGGACCUACAGGGCUUACUCUCACUCUGCUGUUGUGUGGUGCCCCUCAGGGACUCGGAUAUAGUUACAACCUUUAAUGCGGCCUCGUCCUGUGUUGCCUUUUUCUUUUUUCUCCUUCUUCUUCUUUACUGUAUAUGGAAAAGCUAACUCAUCUUUGCUAAUGUAAUAACGUAGAAUAAAAAUGGUAACAAUAAUGAUGACCUAUAACACUUCACACAGUAAUAAUAGACACAAACGGUCAGGAGUUGGCUGAAGACUUAAAUAUUCUGUUUUAGAACUGGACAUCUCUGGGAUAUCGUGUGUUUGUUAUCCACUCUACAGACUGCUGCUGUGAUACGUUAGAGUGAAACUGGAAGAGAUCUCAUUGCAAAAUAUUCUGUAAUGCACAAAAUAUUUUCUAUUACAAUUUUGAUCACAAGGGUAGUGACAGCUUUUCUUUGAGCCUUCUUUAUUAUUAUGAUUAUUAUUAUUAUUUGGCUUGCCUGUAUUUGUGGUUGUGAUGUGAGUCGGCCUUUUAAUAGCUAUAGAAAAAGGUCAGGGGGCUGUUGGUGUUUUAAUGCGUGCCAACACACCCAAUACUGGUUUUCAUAUCACUGAUUUCUGCAACCCACUGCAUGAGCCAUUACAAAGUCCAGUGCCACCGCGUCUGGAUAAUCUCUCUUCAUUUAUACUUUUUUCUUUUGUAAGUUUUUGUACUUCCCUUUAAAGAUUGAACAUGCAAUACAUUCUGUAGCCAUUUUAAAUAAGGUCGUUACGAUAGUGUCUAAACUAAGAGUUAAAUGUAAGUUGCUUCAAGUGUAGAUCAGGGAUUUAUCACAAAAAAAAGAAAAAAACCACACCUGAAAACGCAUAAUCGGUCAACAGAAACUCCGUUUGGCUGGAACUUUUUGAAACUGCAGAAGUGUUUUACCUUGUCUUGUCUGGCCAGUAGCUUACAGGGUUCUCAGUGCUGUGUGUAUAAGUUGAUAUAGGUUUAUCUGAUGCUUCUGUAUAUCUUGUCUUCCUUUUAUUUGAAAAGAAAUUUUAAAUAUAAAAGUAUUAUAGGUUGCUAUUUUUUUAAGCAGAACAUGAGUUUAUGAUUAAAUGCUACAAGAAUGGGAAUAUGAAAGUGCACCUUUCUGUAAAUCUGAGUUCAUUUUUAAUUGAAUGUGGAGCUGUAUGAGCUGACAGUCUUCUUUUUAAUUGUAAAUAGUCUGGAUCUAAUUAAAAAUCUUGCAAUUCCUCGAA